AUGCGGAUUCCGAUUGUUCAAUUGAUUAUUGUCUGUCUCUUCUCUUUAAUUCAAAAGGCAUUGGCUGAUUAUGACAAAAAAUCUAUUUUAAGAUUCCCCGAUGUUGCAUUUUCGAAAAGUCUCACAGAAUUUGAGUCCUUAGCUAGCGUAUACCAUACUUUAUCUAGAAAGCCAACUUGUUACCAGUCUACUGCGUUUUCGCUAAUGUCGGCAUGCGAAGUCCUCAAUACGGAACUUUCAAUGGAUGAACGUAUUGAUUAUGCGAUUCGAUUAACCAUCUGCGAUCUCGAACAUGCACAAAUUUCAGUUCCAUAUGAAUGUAAAAGAGAAUCGCACUCUUCAUGCUUAAAGAAGCUUGAAUCUGUAUCCUCCUGGUGGAUUUCCUUCGCUAGUCAUUACCACGAUAUAUCUCACUUAUGUAAACUAGCACGAUUGGAAUUUGAUAAAGGAAUAUCCAUCGAAGUUAAUAGAAAUAUAACUCUAAUUCAGAAAGAUUUAUUAGAGCUUUUGACGUCUGAGCUUCAAUAUAUCCAAGAUAUGUCUAGUGAUUUUAAUUAUGAAACGAUAAUUGAAAAUCAGAAAAUGAUUUCUCUUUUUCAAGAAAGGACAAAGCAAAUGGGUUUCUUGCUAGAAAAUGAAAAGAGAAACUUAAUAAGCUGGAAAAGCGAGCAAGAUGAAAUUAACUUAAAUCAUAAAAAUUCGUUAGUACAGUCUACUGAAUUAACCCAAAAGCUCGAUUCUAUGAAAAUGGUUGUGCAUGACCUUUUGACACAAGCUUACAGAGAUCGUGAGAUUUUACACGAUCAAUUUCGAGAAGAAGCUGUAUUACAAAAUGAGAACUCUCUAAAACUAUUAAAAGACAAAGCUUCUGAGUUUCAAACUGACUAUCAUGUAAUGUUAUCCUCAAUUGUGAAGGAUACUGAAAACAUACUUCAGUUGUCUUUGGAAAAUGAGGCUACUCAAUUUUUGAACCAAUUAUCUACUCUAACGAACAAAAUUACGCAUUUGGACAAUGGUUUGGACACUUUGCACAGCACUUUCAUGAAACAUUCUUUGGCUCAACAAGAACAAAUUACUCGGUGGAAAACAGAAUUCAUUGAUCUUAAUAACAGCCAGUUUGAAAUUUUUAACAAGUUUGCUAGAAGCCUUAAGACCCCAAAACCUGCUUCUAACCUUUUGUUGCUUGCUCCACCGGAGAGUAGUUAUUCUCAAAAGUCGACUAGAAAAACAGGUCAUCAAACCGGGAUCCAUGAUGAAUUUCAAACUAGGUACAAUAACAGCUUAUUAGGUAUAUCGGAAUCUCAGUGGUUUUUAAAUGAUCAAAGGAAAAGUGUAUUUAUGAAGAGCAAUCAGAGCGAUGAUAUAAAACAACAAAAGGCUUGGUGGGAAUAA
This is a messenger RNA of Schizosaccharomyces octosporus yFS286, 1392 nucleotides long. RefSeq names its product nuclear membrane protein. The record is from RefSeq and is a predicted model, not a curated record. Bases 1 to 1392 code for a protein of 463 amino acids. Gene Ontology annotation, biological process: karyogamy involved in conjugation with cellular fusion; nuclear membrane fusion involved in karyogamy. NCBI's taxonomy places the organism in Eukaryota, Fungi, Ascomycota, Schizosaccharomycetes, Schizosaccharomycetales, Schizosaccharomycetaceae. Gene Ontology annotation, cellular component: endoplasmic reticulum membrane. The transcript is spliced from 4 exons.